Messenger RNA from Physella acuta, 732 nucleotides. RefSeq names its product acid phosphatase type 7-like. Gene Ontology annotation, molecular function: acid phosphatase activity; metal ion binding. The record is from RefSeq and is a predicted model, not a curated record. NCBI's taxonomy places the organism in Eukaryota, Metazoa, Mollusca, Gastropoda, Physidae.
AAUUUCCUUUGCACGCACCUAAUGGUAGGAUUUUAUUUUUAACAUGUAUUUGUUCUCAAACCAUGUUGCUGAAAAUGUGUUUUUCCCCCAAUUUUUUCAGCAUCUGUUACCAGAAACAAUGUACUACUACAUGGCUGUGAGCAAUGAGAGCUAUUCAAGAAUCUUUUACUUCCAGACACCACCUGCAGGCAAUAAAUGGUCUCCUGACUUUUUGAUGUUUGGAGAUUUAGGCAUCCACUCCAACACCACCCCAUCCCUGAUCAACGAAGCUUUUUCUGGCAACUACACAGCUCUCUUUCAUGUGGGGGACUUUGCUUACGACUUGCAUCAUCAGAAUGGUUUGGUUGGUGACUACUUCAUGGAGCUGAUAGAACCUGUGGCGGCCUUCAUCCCUUACAUGACGUGUCCAGGAAACCACGAAAGUGAGAGAGAAAGUUUCGAACACUACAGACACCGUUUUUCCAUGCCGGGCUCGGACUGGCCAACUCCCGUACAUAAGAUGUGGUACAGCAUUGACAUCGGCCCUGUGCACUUUGUCAGUUAUUCAUCGGAGGUGUUUUUUGCAAGCUCGGGUAGAAAUGCUGAGCUCCAGAAACGGUGGCUGGUGAACAACCUGCGGGGAGUGAACCGUGAGCGGACGCCGUGGGUGAUAGCGUUUGGCCACAGGCCCAUGUACUGCAGUGGUAGCCGCGGGUCUGACUGCGCGUAUCCAAACUCCAGAGUGAGAAGAGG